AUGUCCCAAGUCGACGCACAGCUCAAGGAUGUUGCCGUCCUCGGUACCGUGAGUGCUGAGGCCCGUAAGAUCCUCACCAAGGAAGCCUGUGCUUUCCUGGCCAUCUUGCACCGCACCUUUAACCCUACCCGCAAAGCUCUCCUCCAGCGCCGUAUCGACCGCCAGGCCGAGAUCGAUAAGGGCCAACUCCCCGAUUUCCUCCCAGAGACCAAGCAUAUCCGUGAUGAUCCCACCUGGAAGGGUGCCGCCCCAGCUCCCGGUCUUGUGGACCGUCGGGUGGAAAUUACCGGUCCUACUGACCGAAAGAUGGUGGUGAACGCUUUGAACGCGAAUGUGUGGACUUAUAUGGCUGAUUUUGAAGACUCUUCCGCCCCUACCUGGGACAACAUGAUCAACGGUCAGGUCAACCUGUACGAUGCUAUCCGUCGCCAGGUCGAUUUCCAGCAGGGCAGCAAGGAGUACAAGCUCCGGACUGAUCGCGUGCUGCCCACUCUGAUUGCUCGUGCUCGUGGCUGGCACCUAGAGGAGAAGCACUUCACCGUGGACGGGGAGCCUAUCUCGGGUAGUCUGUUCGACUUCGGUCUGUAUUUCUUCCACAACGCUAAGGAGUUGGUGGCCCGCGGGUUCGGUCCUUACUUCUACCUGCCCAAGAUGGAGUCGCACCUUGAGGCUCGUCUCUGGAAUGACGCCUUCAACCUGGCUCAGGACUACAUUGGUAUGCCUCGCGGUACUAUCCGUGGUACCGUCCUCAUUGAAACCAUCACUGCUGCGUUCGAGAUGGAGGAGAUCAUCUACGAACUCCGCGACCACAGCUCCGGCCUCAACUGCGGCCGCUGGGACUACAUCUUCUCCUUCAUCAAGAAGUUCCGCAACCACCCUGACUUUGUUCUCCCCGACCGCUCCGAUGUCACCAUGACCGUGCCCUUCAUGGACUCUUACGUUAAGCUCCUCAUCAAGACCUGUCACCGCCGUGGCGUGCAUGCGAUGGGUGGGAUGGCGGCCCAGAUCCCCAUCAAGGACAACGCCGCUGCCAACGACAAGGCAAUGGAGAGUGUCCGGGCUGAUAAGCUCCGUGAAGUUCGUGCUGGCCACGACGGUACCUGGGUUGCCCACCCUGCUCUUGCCGCGAUUGCCUCGGACGUCUUCAACGAGUACAUGCCCACCCCGAACCAGAUGCACAUUCGUCGCGAGGACGUCCACAUCACCGCGAAGGACCUGCUCAACACCAACGUCCCCGGAAAGAUCACCGAGGAGGGUAUUCGCAAGAACCUGAAUAUCGGUCUAUCCUACAUGGAGGGUUGGCUCCGUGGUGUGGGAUGUAUCCCUAUUAACUACCUGAUGGAGGACGCUGCUACCGCCGAAGUCUCCCGCAGCCAACUGUGGCAGUGGGCCCGUCACGGUGUGACCACAUCCGAGGGCAAGAAGGUCGACAAGGCCUACGCUCUCCGUCUGCUCCAGGAGCAGGCCGAUUCCUUAGCCGCUAAGGGCCCCAAGGGCAACAAGUACCAGUUGGCGGCAAGUUACUUUGCCGGCCAGGUGACAGGCGAGGAAUACGCAGACUUCUUGACGUCUCUGCUGUACAACGAGAUCUCAACGCCCGGUGCCGCCUCCAAACUGUAA
Molecule: messenger RNA, 1620 nt
Organism: Aspergillus ochraceoroseus IBT 24754
Lineage: Eukaryota; Fungi; Ascomycota; Eurotiomycetes; Eurotiales; Aspergillaceae
Product: malate synthase
Exons: 5
Coding region: 1-1620 (539 amino acids)
Biological process (GO): glyoxylate cycle
Cellular component (GO): peroxisomal matrix; cytoplasm
Molecular function (GO): malate synthase activity
Source: RefSeq, a predicted model, not a curated record